AUGGAUCCUCGCCACAUUCCUUUUACAAUCGAGUCUUGCUUUGACUUCUUCUGGGUCAGCACAAGUGUUACUGUGAUACACAGUCAUCAUCACCAUCAUUGGACUCAUAUAUCAAGGCCCUUACCAAGCCGCAAGCCCUGCAGCGCUCGUGUUUCCUCGUCUGCUCCCGCUUUUAAGGAGGCUCCUUCUUCAUCAGCUAUUCCCUUCUCAAGUGCGACUCCUUCGUCCGUGUCGGUUAUUACCUCGCCACCAAAAGCCUCGUCCGCUCCUUAUGUGAGACCAUUCCCUAGCCAUUCGCUGGUUCCUCACCCGCAUUGGAGCCACAUCUCCAGACCUCUACCCCAUCGCAGCUCAUGCUCGCCUUCUUCCUCUGGAGCUAUCCCAACUUCUUCAAGUCUUGUUUCGAUCCCUGUUCCCAAGGCUUCCACUACCCAUGUUGGACUCAGCUCCUCUGGAGUGCCGCAAUCCAGUGGGUUGUCGGCCACUGAGCAGAGGUCCUCGCAGGCCAGUAUCUCUGAAGCUUCAUCUGCGCCUACAACAACAAUUGUCGUUCCUGUCUCCACAUUCACACCGUCCGUGUCUCAGUCGGGCUCCUCUCUGGGGGCUGUUACUGUAUCUGGAUCUUCUACAUUGCAAUUGACUACCUCGACGGUUCUCUCUACUCGCACAGCCACCAUCACCGCAUGCCCCUCUACAGUUGUCAACUGCCCUGCUAGUUCCAAGUCAACCUUCGUAACCACAGAGACAAUCGUUGUAUCCACCACGAUCUGCCCUGUCACUGAGGGUAGCAGUGCUACACAGACUGUGCCUUCCUCUCCAUCUGUUACUGGAAAUUCUGGUGACUCCUGCUCUGGCAACAAUGUCCCGGGCUUCACAACAUCUACAGUCUACAGCAUUCGGACAGCCACUAUCACUGCAUGCCCAUCGUUGGUCGCCCACUGCCCAUUGAGAUCGAAGACAACCUAUCUGACCACUGAGACGUUGGUCGUUUCCACUACUGUCUGCCCCGUGGCUGAUGCCACUGCUACUGCUGACACCGUAGCAACUCAGGCUAUGACCUCGCCAUCUGCUAUCCAGGUACCCGGGAGCAAUGGUAACGGUGGUUCCCAGCUCACUACUUCCACCAUCUAUGCCACGCGCACAGCUACCAUCCUUGCCUGCCCUGAAUCUGUGACCAACUGCCCCUUGAGAUCGCAGACCACCUCUGCAACUGUUCAGACUGUUGCUGUUGCAACCACUGUUUACCCUGUGUCUCCAGUGUACACAACUCUCCCUGUUGAAGGGGCUGAUGCUGUCGCUCCUACUGUGACUGUAGCAAAUGCCCAAGCUACCGAGACAGGAACCUCAGUCCAGGAUACCACUGCCGGAUCUGAAUAUGGCUAUACUGGCCCGACAAAAUCUGAACCUACAAGCUCUCGCUCUGGUGAAAGCUCAAACGCAGGCGCCACAUACACCACCACACUCGCUGUCGAAUCCUGUUCCGAUGAUGGUACCUGCACAGGGUAUGUCAACACCAUUGUGAUGACGCAGACUGGCAUUGCUCAACCCACCGGAACCCCCGGCCUCUACGUCCAACACUUCGGUGCCGGGGCUUCAAGUAACCGGACUGCCUCUGCAUCUUCGACUCAUGCGUGGGUCCAGAGCACAUAUCCCAGCGGAAUGACCACGGCCGCUGUCUUCACCUCGAGUAGCGCUGUGAAUGCCGUGUACACUGGUGCCGCCUCUGCCGCCACCCAAUUCCCAAUGAUUCAGGUCUUUGCUUCAUUGAUUGUGACAUUGGUGGCGAUGCUUGGCUAA
This is a messenger RNA of Penicillium arizonense, 1797 nucleotides long. RefSeq lists its product as uncharacterized. Lineage: Eukaryota; Fungi; Ascomycota; Eurotiomycetes; Eurotiales; Aspergillaceae. The transcript has a single exon. The record is from RefSeq and is a predicted model, not a curated record. The coding region runs from base 1 to 1797 and encodes 598 amino acids.